Messenger RNA from Purpureocillium lilacinum, 891 nucleotides. RefSeq lists its product as uncharacterized. The record is from RefSeq and is a predicted model, not a curated record. NCBI's taxonomy places the organism in Eukaryota, Fungi, Ascomycota, Sordariomycetes, Hypocreales, Ophiocordycipitaceae.
AUGCCCGCAACAACGUCCCCCGCGCAGCUACGACGGGUCGGCGCCACGGAGGACUGCGAAGCAAUUCUCAAGAUACUCCGUCAGGAUGGUGGUGUCAUCAUCGAGGGCCUCGUCACUGGCGGCAAGGUUCAUCAAAUAAACCAAGAGAUGCAGUCCGCCAUGGAUGAGCUCGCAGAAGGCUCUCGUGUGCCAGAUGACUUUGUGAAGGAGUUCCAUGGAUACAACACCAAGAGAUUAACGAACCUGGUGAUGCACAGCAAGAGCUUCCGGGAGGAUCUCCUGAACAACGAAUUGAUCCAUCAGCUAUGCGAGGGGGUCUUCAAGGAGGACGCUGGCUCCUACUGGAUGAACUCGGCGCAGGUAAUAGAAGUCGGACCCGGAAGCAGGGCUCAGUACCUGCACCGCGAUCAGCUGCAGUACCCGAUCUUCAUAACCGCCGGCCCCAACGCGCCGGAGGCUGUCAUCAACUUUAUGGUGGCCAUGACUGACUUUACUGUCGAGAACGGCGCGACGCGAGUCAUCCCGGGGAGCCAUAAAUGGAACGACAUGACGUAUCAUGGCACCCCAGAGGAGAGUGUGCCAGCGGAAAUGAAGGCGGGCGACGCUUGCUUCAUGAGUGGAAAGGUGGUCCACUGCGCCGGCGCCAACAUGACCAAAGACUUCAAGAGAAGGGGGAUUGCCAUGACGUUCCUACCUUCGUACCUCACGCCUGAAGAGGCAUACCCUUUUCUCGUGAAGAAGGAGAUUGUUGAAACGCUCAGCAAGAGGGCGCAGAGUGUACUGGGGUUCCGCACCCAAUUUGUGAAGGACAGCCCUGGGGUGUGGAAGUGCAACUAUAGCGACUCGGACGAUACCUUGCAUAGUGCGAGGUGGGAAGCCGAUGGCCACUAG